UGCAAAAUAUUUUGACACAGUUGUUGGUUACCGAUGCCAACUGUGAAGUUUUCAUUGUUUGGAAACAACGAACGAGCGCCGGUGAUUAGGAUCAGAGUCAAGUUUUAUUCGUGUAAAGCUUUUUAAAAUCAUCAAACUAUGCUACCUCAGCAAACCAUUCGACUUUUGCGCCAAACAGUAUUGCUUAAAAGAACGUCCCGCAGUUUUUCCUCACCUUCGGAAACUAUACGCACCCAAUACAGUAAUGUUGAUCAGCGGGAAGUGGAAAAUCUUUCGAAGCAGUCCACCGAAUGGUGGGAUCCACAUGGUCCUAUUCGUGGACUACACGCGAUGAACGCCCUUCGUGUUCCUUUGAUUCGUGACGGAUUAAUCACGACCGGUGCUGUGGAGAAAACGCUUGUACGAAAACCAAAUGUCCUCGCAAAUUUGAACAUUUUGGAGGUGGGAUGUGGUGGAGGGAUUUUAACGGAAGCAGUUGCCAAAUUGCAUUCGAAAGUAGUCGGUAUUGAUCCAAGCGAAAAAUUGAUCAACGUGGCAAAACAACAUGCUUUAGAAGAUAAAUCGCUUAAUCCGCAACAAAUUCAAUAUUAUGUAGAAACCAUCGAGCAACAUGCUGCCAAAAAUGUUGAACAAUAUGAUGCAGUGGUCGCUUCGGAGGUAUUGGAGCACGUGAAUGAUAAGGUGGCAUUUAUCGAGCAGUGUCUGAGCGCCCUUAAACCGGGAGGAUCUAUGUUUAUUACCACGAUCAACAAAACGACACCUUCGUGGCUGGGGGCCAUCGUUGGUGCCGAACAAGUUUUUAAACUAGUUCCCGAAGGUACUCACGAUUGGGAUAAGUUCAUAUCGCCACUCGAUUUGCAACGAAUUCUCUCUAGCUACAAUUGCAACACAAUACUUGUGCACGGAAUGUUUUACCAGUUUUGGUCAAACCAGUGGUGUUGGACGAAGAACACUGAUAUAAAUUACGCGCUCCAUGCAAUUAAAAUAAAAGAACAGUAAGUGUUUCACAUGUUUGAUUUAAAUUUAAUACACCUACUUAUUGUAGAAGCAAUACGUGAAUCACAAUAAAGUAAUUAAUUUAUUAAAC
Messenger RNA from Anopheles funestus (African malaria mosquito), 1087 nucleotides. It is a transcript of the gene Coq3, whose product is annotated as ubiquinone biosynthesis O-methyltransferase, mitochondrial. The coding region runs from base 139 to 999 and encodes 286 amino acids. Lineage: Eukaryota; Metazoa; Arthropoda; Insecta; Diptera; Culicidae. The transcript is spliced from 2 exons. The record is from RefSeq and is a predicted model, not a curated record. Gene Ontology annotation, biological process: ubiquinone biosynthetic process. Gene Ontology annotation, molecular function: 2-methoxy-6-polyprenyl-1,4-benzoquinol methyltransferase activity.